Messenger RNA from Microthlaspi erraticum, 1242 nucleotides. Lineage: Eukaryota; Viridiplantae; Streptophyta; Magnoliopsida; Brassicales; Brassicaceae. The record is from the annotation of a GenBank genome assembly.
AUGGGUUGUGCAAGCUCCAAGCAUCGAAAGCGUUGCAGUAAUUGCCAAAGAGGGUUAUCUCCGGUGGUUGUUCCUCGGAGCUAUUCAAUGCACGUUCAUCAUUCGGCGCAACAUUCCGGCGACACCCAUCACACGGUGGCGCUAACUUCCUCCACCAUCGGAUCUCUCACCCUCUGCGAUUCUCCUUUCAGGCAUAUUCACAAACACUUGGAAGACAUCAACGAAAAGCGACUCCUUUCCGACGAAACCGUCGAGAAGAAGAUGAUCUCCGGUGAUGGGUUUCAUCGCGGCGAGGAAAAGGAGGAGACUUUGCAGGCUAAGCUUACCGAAGCCAAGGUUUGGUCGAGUAUGAUGAACGAGAAGAUCCCUAAGGCUGCGCCUAAAACUCCGAUUGUGACUCCUCCGGGAGAGCCAGAGACGAUCAAUACUUGGGAAUUGAUGGAAGGUCUUGAAGAUGUUAGUCCUUUACCGAAUCAUCUGAGAAGCUUCUCAUUUGAUGUUGUUCGUAUCCAACCUUGUAAUGAUGAUGAUUGUGCUGAUCUUCCCAAAUCAAGGUUUCGUGAGAAUGUGAAAUCGAAUAGCGAUUUGGAUCCUCCUGAGAUGGUUUCAACUUUCAGGAAAUCGCUUCAAGAGCUCCCAAAGGAUCAUCCUUUUCAUAUCCGGAUUCCGGAUAUGAAUCCACAAUUCGGAUCAUCAGAUGAAGAAGAAGAAGGAAUCUACAGAGGGAAGUUCGAAAAGGUGAUACUUUACUUCACAAGUCUUAGAGGUAUAAGGAAGACGUAUGAAGAUAGCUGCAAUGUGAGGGUGAUACUGAAAAGCUUAGGGAUUCGUAUCGAUGAGCGUGAUGUGUCGAUGCAUUCGGGUUUCAGAGAUGAGUUGAAGAAGCUAAUGAAGGAUGAGUUGAGCAAUGGAGUUGGAAUAACCCUACCUAGAGUUUUCUUGGGGGACAAGUAUCUAGGUGGAGUUGAGGAGAUAAAGAAGUUUAAUGAGAAUGGGACACUUGAGAAGCUUGUUGAAGGCUGCCAAAGGGUUGAAGAUGGGUUUGGAGGUUGUGGGAAUGAAUGUGAGGCUUGUGGAGAUGUUCGGUUUGUGCCGUGUGAGACAUGUUCAGGGAGUUGUAAAGUUUACUAUGAAGCUGAAGAAGAAGGAGAAGGAGAAGGAGAAGAAACAGAGUAUGGGUUUCAAAGAUGUCCAGAUUGUAAUGAGAAUGGAUUGAUCAGAUGUCCUGUUUGUUGUGAGUAA